Papilio machaon (common yellow swallowtail) is the source of this 1596-nucleotide messenger RNA. RefSeq names its product cholesterol 7-desaturase nvd. Gene Ontology annotation, cellular component: chloroplast. Gene Ontology annotation, biological process: chlorophyll biosynthetic process; cholesterol metabolic process. The record is from RefSeq and is a predicted model, not a curated record. The transcript is spliced from 9 exons. Gene Ontology annotation, molecular function: chlorophyllide a oxygenase activity; 2 iron, 2 sulfur cluster binding. Bases 101 to 1483 code for a protein of 460 amino acids. NCBI's taxonomy places the organism in Eukaryota, Metazoa, Arthropoda, Insecta, Lepidoptera, Papilionidae.
GGGAAGCAGGUCGUGUAUUGAGGUUAGGAAAAGUGUUUUUUUUUUUAAUAAUAAAAAUAGCGAGUCUUAAUGAUAGUGUAACAACACGAUAGAUUUCGCCAUGACAAAUACAACAGAAAAUAUUGUGGCCGAAUUUUAUCAAGACCAUUACAAGAUGGCGGACGGUAAAAUAGCAGUUCCCGCGCAAUGUCACUAUUUGAAUAUGGAACAAAAGGAGGUUUUAGUUUUCUCGACAAAUUUGGCAAUGGCUACCGCUCGUUCAGGAAUCAAUUUGUUCAUUGACAAUAUUGGUUAUUUAUUAUUGACUGGAACAAUAUUAUUUUGGUUAUACGUUUUAUACAAGAGUUAUUUGAGUCCACCGAUUUAUGUGAAGGAACUGACUGACAUUGGAUUCGAACAUAUAAGUGGUAAAAGAGACAGGGCUAUGAAUAUCAACAGAGUACAGAGCGCGAAGCAGUUAGGAAAUAAGCUUCCACCUCCCUACCCUAAUGGCUGGUUCGCUGUCGCCGAGAGUAGAGACCUCAAAGUUGGCAAGAUGGUCUCCGUCGAUGCGUUAGGAUUAAACCUCUGCGUAUACCGUGGUGAGGACGGCGUGGCUCGCUGUGUGGAGGCAUAUUGCCCACACUUGGGCGCCAACCUGGCUAUCGGUGGCACGGUCAGCGGCAGCUGCAUCACAUGUCCUUUCCACCAGUGGAGGUUCAACGCAGAUGGACAAUGCGUUGGCAUACCUAAUGUUGCAACUGUGCCGGCAGGUAUCAGCAUCAAGAAGUACCACACAAUGGAGGUGGACGGCGCGGUGUGGGUGUGGCACGACGCAGAGGGUCGUGACCCGCUCUGGAAGGUGCCUGAAGUCCCGGAGAUGAAGUACAUGAGUUUUAGAGGCAGGAAUGAGUUCAUGAUCAACGCUCAUAUACAGGAGAUACCAGAGAACGGAGCCGAUGUGGCUCAUCUAAACGCUCUGCAUUCUACGUCAAUGCUCACUGAUAUUGGAAAUAGAAUCCCGAUGUUACAAAAUAUCAUUGGUCAGCACAUUUGGGCGGCGGAGUGGUGUCGUGGUGAGAAGGCACACGAGGCGCACAUAUUGAUCGAGCAUAAGUAUAUUGUGCUCAAAUACGACGUCUUCCCAAUGAAAGUCGCUGUGACACAGAUCGGUCCGAGCCACGUGAGGUUGCACUUCGAAAGUCCACUUGGCUCGCUGCUGGUGGCUCAGUCAGUGACACCUCUCAGUCCGUUACUGCAGCGAGUUGUGACUCGUGUCUUCACGCCAAACUACAACGCGGUGUUUGGAGCGUUUACGGUCCUUGCUGAGGCUGUGCAGUUUAAGCGCGACGUAGCGAUUUGGAACAGCAAGCGCUAUGUGAGCGCGCCCGCGUACGUUCGCUCCGACAAAACAAUCCGCGCUUUCCGCGCCUGGUUCAUGCAGUUCUACAGCGAGAGUAGCAUCUCUCUAAAGCAGGCAAUGCAGAAACCACUUGACUGGUGACCGAUAGAUGGCGUGCAAACUAAUCGGGGAAAUAUGUACUAAGUAGCGGUAGAUGGCGUGGAAACGAAUUAAAAUUAAGUACUAAUAACUAGCGAUAGAUGGCGUGCUUACUA